CACACCGCGCACUGGUUAAGUACAGAGCGCGCGGCGCAGCGCGAGAGGAGGACACCGUGCGCGCUUCUGUUCGUGUUGAGUGGACUUUCAACUGCUGGAAAGAACAACCCUUCAUUGUAUUUUUUGUAUUGUUUUUUUUUUUUUUCUUUUCUUUAACCACAGCUCUGUUUCACGCAACUCAGUAGACCUUGACACUGCGGGAUCGUCAGCAUCAUCACCACCAUCAUCAUCGUCGUCGUCGUCGUCGCCGUCAUCCCGGGACCCGAGGUGAGACGAGCUCUCCGUGCGCAAACGGAAUAAAUCGCUUGCGCCCCGCGUGCGUAACCGGGGACCGAGGGACCGGAGGGAAGUUUGCGCGGCGCGUCAGCCUCUUCUCAAAGAGGGAGCCCGGUGGAAGUGGUGGCUCCUCUUCAAUGCGUCGCCUCCCCGCAUCCACUGAUGGACUGAGUGCGGUGGAAUUUGGAAUUGCCUUCCUCUUUUUUCCCCGUCAGUUCCAGUCGAUAUCUCGGCCCGAAAUGCUGCCCUGUAUCACUUUCAUCGCCUUGUUUGUCACUGCGGUCCAAUCCCAAGAUAUCCAUCCCUCACAGGCAUCAUCCGGUAUUAGUGAGUCUUGUGACUCCUUGUGCUCCUGCGAGGGGAAAGAUGGCAUCCUUCAUCUUAACUGCGAGCAGAGGAACAUCAGCAAAAUCUCCCAAAUCAAAGUCCCGUCAGGUGUGCCCUUCCACCUGAACCUUUACAAAAAUGACUUGGUUGAGCUCCGCGCGGAGGAAAUGGAAGGGCUUAACAAUGCCCUGUCGCUGCACAUUGGGGGUAAUAGCAUACAAGAGCUGGAACCAGGGGUCUUUAGCACUCUGAGUUCACUGAAAAAACUCCACAUAAAUAGCAAUUUCCUCGUCACCCUGAAAGAGGACACGUUCCAAGGCCUGGUGAAUUUGGAGUUCCUCCAGGCUGACACGAAUUUCAUUCGGGUCAUCGAGCCGGGGGCGUUCAACAAACUGAUCCGCCUCAAGGUGCUCAUCCUGAAUGAUAAUUCCGUGGAGUUUUUGCCCAGCAACAUUUUCCGAUUCGUGCCCCUCACGCACCUGGACUUGCGCGGUAACAAGCUCCAGACGCUGCCUUACGUGGGGUUCUUGGAGCACAUCGGGAGGAUAAUGGAACUCCUCCUGGAGGACAAUGACUGGGUGUGUGACUGUGACAUUUUACACUUGAAAAUCUGGAUGGAGAACAUGAGGUCACAGUCGGCAAUUGGCGAUGUGGUCUGUAUCACGCCACAUCACCUGAAGGGAACCAUUCUGGCUAAAGUGAAGCGGGACGUUCUGUGCCCGUCCCACGCCGACAUUAACCUGGAGGAGCCGUCAAAGUCGCUGGAUAUGGUCGUUACUCCCUCGUCCAAAGUGUCUCAGAUUCCCAAGUUGGUCAACGCCAAAGAUGACGCCAGGGCCCCGACACCCUCUCACUUUCCGGGCAGCCCCUGUGUGGAACACUGUUCCUGUCACAAUCACCCCGUGGCGGGCUUUUUGAUGCAUUGUCAGGACAGAGGGAUUCAAAAGGUAUCGGAUAUCGGAAUACUUCAGCAAAGCCCCACCAAGCUGGUCAUGACGGGAAACAUGAUUCAGAAACUCUUGAAAUACGAUUUUGUCACGUACGACAGUCUAGAAUUGCUCAACCUGGCGAACAACCGAAUUGAUUACGUGGAUAAUGAAACUUUCCUCAGCCUGAGCAGUUUGAAGAAACUCUAUCUGAAUGGCAACAGGAUUGAAAAGCUGUUCUCCACCAUGUUUGUGGGGCUCCACAACCUUGAGUACCUGUAUGUGGAAUACAACCUUAUCAAAGAGAUUGCUCCAGGCACAUUUAAUCCCCUGCCCAACCUGAAGCUGUUGUCAUUAAAUAACAACCUGCUCAGCUCUCUCCCGGCGCAGAUAUUUCGGAAUGUGCCCCUCACCAAAUUAAACCUCAGAAAAAACCUACUCAUGCACCUGCCAGUGAGCAACGUGCUUGAUCAACUCGACGCGCUCGAGCAGAUUUAUCUAGAGGACAACCCCUGGGACUGCAGCUGUGACUUGCUCAGCCUCAAACAAUGGGUGGAGAAACUCCGAAAGGACACAGUGGUGGGCUCCAUUUUGUGUCACACCCCGAAGAAUGCGAUGCAGGCUGAGCUCAGGAGCCUGCGUCAUGAGAUGCUGUGUCCCGGUUUAGGUACAUACUACCCAGAUGAGGAGGAGAGUGUGACAGCUACUCUGGGGCCUGACAGCGGCGGCAAGGGUCUGUUCAGCCCUCUCAUAGACACUGUCCCGCUCUCUGUGCUCAUCUUGAGCCUCCUCGUCCUUGUCCUCAUGAUCAUAUUCUGCUCGGCCGGGCUGGUGGUGUUCGUGGUGCACCGGCGGCGGAGGAGGGCGAAGAGAAAAGCGGCAGAGGAGCCCAGGGAAAACGCCAACAGCAGUCCCAUCCACUUACACUACAGCAUGUACGGGCAGAAGACCACACACCACACUCUGACCCAAAGAACGGGGUCUGCAACCCUGUACGAAGAGCGAUCGCACAGUCCCAUUGUGCAGAUCUGCCGCAACCCCACCUACUGCUCCCAGCACAAGGAGCACGACGCCGAUUUGGAUUACAGCCUGGACGAGCCCAGCGGCAAGCACCAUGUCUGCCGGAGCAUCAUGGAGAAGGAGAACACCUCUCCCCUCAGGGGGAACCCCGGCUCAAAGUUCAGACCCAUGUCCGGCGAGUGUCCCGCGGAGUUCGUGACUCUGGGGAAUCCCAACUCCUUGUACAGGAACAUUAUGGAGAGGGAGAAGGAGCUGCAGCAGCUGGGAAUAACGGAGUACCUCCGCAAAAACAUGCCCCAGCUCCAGUCGGCUGUAGACAUGCACGUCCCGGGGCACCAGGAGGAGCUAAAGCUAAUGGAGACCAUUAUGUACUCGAGACCACGCAAGGUCAUGCUGGAGCAAACUAAAAAUGAGUACUUUGAACUGAAGGCCAACCUGCAUACUGAGCCAGACUACUUGGAGGUUCUGGAGCAUCAAACUGCAUUUAACUGAGCUUAAAAACUAUAUACAAGUAUAUAGUAUAUUAUGUUUCGAACCAAGUGCCUUGUCCUGUUCGCCCUGCUGUACGUUCCACGGUGUGAAAUAUGUAUCACGGGCACAUCACUUUAAGUUUAACUGUAGCACAGAAUGUAACUGGUUCAUUUGUUUCUGUCGACAGCCAUUGUUAUGUAGCUGGUGUCAUAGUUUUGUUUGCCAAAUAUAGGUAACUCGAAGACGCCAUCGCCGUCUGUCCUCUUCGAAAAUAUCCACUCAAUCAGCUUUUUUAUGAUCGAUUAAAUCAUCCGGACGCGUGCGCGCACACACACACACACACACACACACACUACAUCUGAGGAUAAAGCAGAUGUUUGGAAAGAAGUGAGUGAAUUUCAAUCACGACUUGACCCAGAAUUGCUGUUUAAUCAGUCUAUCCUGGCUGGCUACGACCUGAUUAGACCCUCUGUCAACAUGAGCCAGAUGGAAAGCUGUAACCUGCUCAUUGUGCCGCGCAGAGUCGGCGAAAUUGCCAACUGUACAUUGGGGAAACGGCGAUGUGUGACGAGCCACUGCUGUCCUCCCGUCAGUUCUCUUGAUCAGCCGCAGUCACGGGAUGUCUAUUUAUUUUCAUACAAGCUGGCGAUGUUCACAGAAAGGACGCUUUGUUUUCUCUCCGUCGGUAGAUAGAGCACUUAAAGUACAGUAUAUGAUACACAACUGUAAUCUUGUACAAAUGCAUUGCACUAAUCAAAUGCCAUAAGAUGGUGCAUGACAAUCAACAGAGUCCUGCUGAAACUUUUGUAGUCUUUUUUUUUGUUUGUUGUUGUUGUUGUUGUUGUUUAUUUCUGCCAGAAGAAAAAAAGAAGAGCUACAAAUGUGUAUUAUGAUUUUUUUUUUUCUCAGUGUGUGCUUGUGUCUGUGUGAGAGAGCGAUGUCGCUACUUUACGUCUGACUAUACUCGACAGAUCUGGGACUGUUUUGGACUGAUCGGCGGGCGGCCAUGUUAAUCUAUUAGCACAUGAAUGGUCACUGACGAGCAACGUCGCUACGCCGCGACCCGGCCCGCCGUCCUCGGCCAACUCUUCCCACCCAGCCCGUGUGCGAAAAAGCAGUCGGGAUGUGCCGACAUUUUUUGCAGUGUUGGACGUCGUCGCCGUUCAGGAUUUCUACCGCACACUCCCGUUCAUACUCACGGAAAAGUCUCUCGACUUUGAAACGGUUCAUGUAAGCACACCCUCUGUAGCUUUUCUACGUACCUAGAAUGAAUUAUUUAUUCUGUAUAUUUUGUAUAUACCUAUGUUCCAUUAUAAUAUAUCCUUGUUUUUUUUUUUGUGUGCCUUCAGUGCUGUACAGAAUAUAAACAGAAGAUGUAACUGAUAAACAGGAAAUAAAGAAAUGCAACGUUA
Scophthalmus maximus (turbot) is the source of this 4432-nucleotide messenger RNA. RefSeq names its product SLIT and NTRK-like family, member 6 (gene slitrk6). Gene Ontology annotation, molecular function: protein binding. Gene Ontology annotation, cellular component: membrane. Gene Ontology annotation, biological process: regulation of presynapse assembly; positive regulation of synapse assembly; axonogenesis. The record is from RefSeq and is a predicted model, not a curated record. The transcript is spliced from 2 exons. Bases 414 to 3041 code for a protein of 875 amino acids. Lineage: Eukaryota; Metazoa; Chordata; Actinopteri; Pleuronectiformes; Scophthalmidae.